AUGCAGCGACUCGAAAAGAAUGAGCAGGGCACAAACGAGUCAAGCCAACAAGCCACCGACACGAACGAGACCAUAUGGCAAAUAUGGCGGCUGGAGAUAUUGAGUAGUUUGCUCGCUCUCGGUUGCGUGCUAGCAAUCAUCAUAAUAUUAGCGCUCCAUCAGAGCAAGCCCUUGCCCAAGUGGCUAGGUGUGAUGUCGGUCAAUACCUUGGUAGCUACCUUUACCGAAGUUUACAAGGCAUCUCUUAUAAUUCCCGUUGCCGAAGGGCUUGGUGCCCUGAUCACCAUAGCCGCUCUCGCCAUCGAUCCCAUUUCUCAAGCCAUGUUCGACCACAAGGGAUGCAGUCGUGCCGCAGAUUCUGUCAACGGCAUCAUAGCAGAGAUACCGAGAGCGAAUCACUACACAGCUGGUCCGAUGGACUCCGACAUCGUAAAGGGACUUGCUGAUCCUCAAGAGUUGGCUUCCUUGACCAACGUCAAAUGCGCUACGGGCAACUGCACCUUUGGGAACGGGGACAACGGCAAUGAGGUAAAAACUUCAGCACCUGACGUUCGAUGCAGGCUAUAUGCAUGCGUCAAGCGUUACCAUAGCAAGGUCCAAGAUGGAGUCUAUCUCGAAGUAGAACAUCCAGAUUCGAACGAGAUUCUGACAUGGCAUGACGAGUGGACCCUUGUGGCCAACUCUAGCCUAGUCAAUGGCAAGAAAAUGUCGUGUACGGCAAGAGAGCGCUGGGCGCCUCAAACAGUUCGAGUUGAGUCAGUGGACGGUGGUCCAUUCCAGCUUUCGCCUACGAGCCGUCUUUCUGAACGCGAAGGAGACAAGACUUUUGGCAGGAGGAACAACGUGAUCUGGAAAUUUGUACCGCCGGAAUGUGUAUGGCGAAUAGACGCAAUCUCCUGGCGAGCGAUUACCUCCACGUUGCAGGACAUCUUGCAGAACAACGUCACACACAGCAUGUUGGAUGGUAGACCCGGAGUAAUAACGGGCCCAACCUGGUUGAAACAAGUCUACGCGCAAGCCGCUAGCAAUAUCUCCAAGGUCGAGAAUUUGGCCCGCGGCUUGGCAAGUUCGAUGACUGCGGGCAUGCGCAACACACCAUACGACGGCCUCGACGACAAGCGAAUACCAGAACUUUAUUCAGGCCUGAGAGCGGUAGUGGGUGUGACCCUUAUCUUCGACACAUGUGUCUCCAUUCAUUGGCUCUGGGUCGUAAAUCCAAUUGCGCUCCUAGUGCUUCAAUGGACAUUCUGCGCUCUGAUGCUGGCGAACCGACGUUCUAGCCCUAGUAAUGGCGGACAGCAAUAUAUGGCAUAG
Molecule: messenger RNA, 1314 nt
Organism: Colletotrichum paranaense
Lineage: Eukaryota; Fungi; Ascomycota; Sordariomycetes; Glomerellales; Glomerellaceae
Exons: 3
Coding region: 1-1314 (437 amino acids)
Source: RefSeq, a predicted model, not a curated record